Tarenaya hassleriana is the source of this 3913-nucleotide messenger RNA. Its product is annotated as histidine kinase 4. Lineage: Eukaryota; Viridiplantae; Streptophyta; Magnoliopsida; Brassicales; Cleomaceae. The transcript is spliced from 11 exons. Gene Ontology annotation, biological process: phosphorylation; phosphorelay signal transduction system. Bases 275 to 3538 code for a protein of 1087 amino acids. The record is from RefSeq and is a predicted model, not a curated record. Gene Ontology annotation, molecular function: phosphorelay sensor kinase activity.
CCAAAGUUGGACUCGAGUUGGAGAGAGAAAAGGCGAGAAUGUAGCAUUGGGUAAAAGAUAUCAAAGACCAUAGCAGUUGAUAGUGAUGGAGAGAAGCGUAUCCGGGAAAAUCUAUAAAAUUCGAUUCAAUUUUUUACUUUUGGACGCACGAAAUAUUAUAAAAUUUCCAAUAAAAAAAAGGUACAAAUCGGGGGAGAGAGCUCGCAGUAAGAGAACAAUAAUGGGAAUGGGCAAUACUUGAUCUGUGAGGAGAGAAGAGUUAGGGUGCAAUACAAUGUACAGUCCUCGCACAACUCAUUACAGAUAUGAAUUGGGCAUCCAACAAUCCCCAAGAAAAUCGGUAGAGAACCCAGAAGCACAGAAAGGCGAUUCUUACGAGCUGGGUACCGCACAAUCGCCGAGAAAAUCAGUAGAGAAGCGAGAAGAGCCCAGAAAAAGCGAUUCUUAUGAACUGGGUAUUCAACAAUCAUCAAAAAGAAGCGAUUUUUGGCGGUCGGCCUUGAUGGGUUUCGCUAAGAUGCAGCAACAGCUGAGCCGCAAAAGCAGCCAUCAGCUUCAGCAUUCGGUGGCAGUGAAGGGAAACAACAGUAAUGAUCAAAUCGGUACAAAAAGAGGGUCAACGUUCAUUCAAUCGAAUCGGGCUUUGUUGCCGAAAGCUCUCAUUCUGUGGAUCAUGGUGGUGGCGGUCAUCAGCAAAUGUAUCUACACGUCAAUGGACAAUGAUAACAAAGUCAGAAGAAGAGAGGUGCUGGUGAGUAUGUGUGAUCAACGGGCAAGGAUGCUGCAGGAUCAGUUCAGUGUCAGUGUCAACCAUGUUCAUGCUCUUGCAAUUCUCGUCUCCACUUUUCAUUAUAGCAAAAGCCCAUCUGCAAUCGAUCAGGAGACGUUUGCAGAAUAUACAGCAAGAACAGCAUUUGAGAGACCGUUGCUGAGCGGAGUGGCCUACGCAGAGAAAGUGGUGAAUUCUGAGAGGGAGACAUUCGAGCGGCAGCACAAUUGGGUCAUAAAGACAAUGGACAGAGAGCCUUCGCCUGUCCGGGACGAGUAUGCUCCCGUCAUAUUCUCUCAAGAGAGCGUCUCUUAUCUUGAAUCACUCGACAUGAUGUCAGGGGAGGAGGAUCGGGAAAACAUCUUGCGUGCAAGGGAAACAGGAAAAGCUGUCUUGACCAGCCCUUUCAGGUUGCUGGGUUCUCACCAUCUCGGUGUUGUCUUAACGUUCCCUGUCUAUAAAUCUAAACUUCCUAAGAACCCAACCGUGGAAGAUAAAGUUCUAAACUUUUGCUUAAUAUAUUUUAGGUACCUUGGUGGUGCAUUUGACGUUGAGUCUCUUGUUGAGAACUUACUCGGCCAGCUUGCUGGGAACCAAGCAAUACUUGUGAAUGUGUACGAUAUCACCAAUGUGUCAGAUCCACUGGUAAUGUACGGCAAUCCAGACGAAGAAGGUGAUACCUCUCUCUCGCACGAGAGCAAGCUCGAUUUUGGAGAUCCCUUCAGGAAGCAUACAAUGAUUUGCAGAUAUCAACAGAAGGCGCCCACCUCGAUAAGCGCCCUCACGACUGUGUUCUUGUUCUUUACGAUCGGUUUACUGGUUGGUUAUAUACUGUAUGGAGCGGCCAUCCACAUUGUCAAAGUAGAGGACGAUUUUCACGAGAUGCAAGAGCUGAAAGUCCGGGCAGAGGCUGCUGAUGUUGCCAAGUCACAGUUUCUGGCCACUGUGUCUCACGAGAUUAGAACACCCAUGAAUGGAAUUCUCGGAAUGCUUGCUAUGCUUCUGGAUACAGAACUAAGCUCAACACAGAGGGAUUACGCUCAAACUGCUCAAGUUUGUGGAAGGGCACUGAUCGCAUUGAUAAACGAGGUCCUUGAUCGUGCCAAGAUUGAAGCCGGCAAGCUUGAGUUGGAGUCUGUACCUUUUGACAUCCGGUCAAUAUUAGAUGAUGUCCUCUCUCUGUUUUCUGAAAAAUCGAGGAACAAAGGUAUCGAGCUAGCGGUGUUUGUUUCCGAUAAGGUACCAGAGAUAGUAAUAGGAGAUCCAGGGAGAUUCAGACAGAUAGUUACAAAUCUUGUCGGAAAUUCUGUGAAAUUUACAGAUAAAGGACAUAUCUUUGUCAAAGUUCAUCUUGCUGAGCAAUCUAAAGAUGAAACCGACCUGACAAUGGAUAAUACAUUGAACGGAGGAGGAUCAGAGGAAAUGGCCGUUUCCUUCAAUGGGUUGAAGUUUAAAACGCUGAGUGGUUAUGAAGCGGCCGACGAUAGGAACAGCUGGGAUUCAUUCAAACACUUAGUCUCCUGUGAGGAAUCACAGUUCUACACUUCAGCAACUGCGAAUGGAAGCAUUUCAAAUGACAUUACGUUAAUGGUCUCUAUCGAAGACACGGGUAUUGGAAUUCCGUUAUCUGCUCAAGGCUGUGUUUUCAUGCCAUUCAUGCAAGCUGACAGCUCGACUUCAAGAACCUACGGUGGAACUGGGAUUGGUCUGAGCAUCAGUAAGUGUCUCGUCGAACUUAUGCAUGGUCAGAUCAGUUUCAUUAGCCGGCCGCAAGUAGGAAGCACCUUCUGGUUCACAGCUGUGUUUGAGAAGUGCAACAAAAACACGACCUGUGAUUUGAAGAAAUCUAAUGUAGAAGAUCUUCCCUCAAACUUUAGAGGAUUGCGAGCUAUAGUGGUUGAUACAAAACCCGUCAGAGCUGCUGUGACCAGAUACCAUAUGAAAAGACUUGGAAUUCACGUCGAUGUUAUACCAAGUCUCAAAACCGCAAUUACAACUGCGUGUGGAAGAAACGGUUCUCUUACAUCUGGAGUAAUAAAACAGCCGGAUUUGAUUCUCGUGGAGAAGGAUUCUUGGAUUUCAAGUGAAGUUGGCUAUUCAGACAUUCGUCUGUUGGAUCCAAGGCCAAACGGGCAGGCUCAUAGGCCACCGAAACUCGCCCUUCUGGCCACAAACAUCGGUAAGUUUGAGUUUGACAGAGCAAAGGCAACAGGGUUUGCGGAUACGGUGAUAAUGAAGCCGUUGAGGGCAAGUAUGAUAGCGGCUUGUCUGCAGCAGAUUCUUGAGCUGAGAAAGACGAGGCAGCCCGAAAAAGAUUUGGCAGAUGGGUCUCGGAUGACACUCAAGAGCUUGCUCACUGGGAAGAAGAUUCUGGUGGUGGAUGACAACGGAGUGAACCGGAGAGUAGCCGCUGGGGCACUCAAGAAGUUCGGAGCCAACAUUGAGUGCGCUGACAGCGGGAAAUCUGCUUUGGCAUUGCUUCAGAUUCCUCACAAAUUUGACGCAUGCUUCAUGGAUAUUCAAAUGCCUGAGAUGGACGGAUUUGAAGCCACCAGACAGAUAAGGAUGAUGGAAAAGCAAGCGAAUGAGCAGACAAAAGCGGAGUUGCAUAUGCCGAUACUAGCUAUGACUGCGGACGUGAUCCACGCUACCUAUGACGAGUGUCUGAAAAGCGGCAUGGACGGUUAUGUCUCGAAACCCUUCGAAGAGGAAAAUCUCUACCAAGCCGUGGCGAAGUGCUUCAAAGCCAAACCCAUCUCAGAUUCGUAGAAAAAGAACGUUACAACAUCUGUGGAAAUAAAAGUAGGGCAGCAGAGUGAAGCGUCAUCAACUGCCAGCCCCUGCAGAUUUCCUCGGUCUUCAGACAGCAUGGGCAAGGAAAAUCAUAGGAAAAGAUCGAUGAAGGGUUCGUUUAUGGGUUUUCCACGAAGAGGAUCUGUGUAAUGUGAUGAAGGGUUCGUGUAUGGGUGUAUAUAUAGGUUUGCUUCGAGCCAGAGAUAGAGAUUUUCCGGCGUGCAUCUUCGGCCGUAUGUUUGUUUUGUUCGUAUGCUGAUCCCUUGAAACAAAAAAGAAAAAGGAUGGUGUUCUCGGUUUACUAACACGAAAACCGGUUAUGUCGAACCGGAAAACGACCGGUAAUAUCUA